Molecule: messenger RNA, 7804 nt
Organism: Labrus mixtus (cuckoo wrasse)
Lineage: Eukaryota; Metazoa; Chordata; Actinopteri; Labriformes; Labridae
Gene: iqsec2b
Product: IQ motif and Sec7 domain ArfGEF 2b
Exons: 14
Coding region: 933-5456 (1507 amino acids)
Biological process (GO): actin cytoskeleton organization; regulation of ARF protein signal transduction
Molecular function (GO): guanyl-nucleotide exchange factor activity; protein binding
Source: RefSeq, a predicted model, not a curated record
AACUCUACGUUUAUCUCGGAUGAGAAAUCCCAGAGAGACACACACAACCAACGGAACUGAUCUGACUCUUCAAACUGUGAGAUGUAGCUUUAUCGGAGGAUUCGCAAACCCUAAGAAUGAACUUCGUGAGCUGCCUGUGCUUACUUUAUGUGCUGUAGAGACACAUCGAGCCAUGGGUUGAAAGCGACGAUGAUAGACUGCGGGGAUACUCAACGUGGGAGGGAGCAGAAAUUUCUGUGUUAUGUAAUGAUUGACAACAACUGAUAACUAGUGGUCGAUCUUAAAUAUCAUCACCCCCAAUCAUCCCCUUCCCCUUUCCCCUUAAGUAGAGCCUAAAGAGUGCUUGAUUUAAAGGUUGUAUAAAAAAAUAUGGCACAGGUGAAUGAAUAUUUAUUACAUUUUUUCAGAUUGCAUGUAAUUACUUGAUUAGAGAUCCAUUAAAUCAAGCCUUUGCCUAAUAUAAUUGAUGUUUACUUGUCACUGCUUCCUCAUUAGCCAGACUCAGUUUUUUUCCCCUCAUAUCUAGUUUGAUGAUUAAUAUCCAUCAUGAUGCCCCCAACUCUUGACGCACUCCGUGCAGAUUUGGCAUGGGCUUUGAAAAUGACUUCUGGAAAUCAGACAAGCAACAGCAUUAUGAACUCCUCCUUUUCCUUGAACUCUUUUCUCUGCAUUGCAACACUUUUAACGGCCAUGAAAAUGCUAUAAUGCUCGUCUUUGCCCUCAGAUUUGGGGAUAUGUAGUCUUUUUGAGCCGCAAGAACUCCUAAUCUCAGUGACUCUCUGUUUCUGAACAUCCAACGGCAGCAGUAAAUCUUCACUAGUCGUUGGUCCCUCCCUCCCCCCCACUCAUCAGGGCUGGUGGGGGGGGUGGAUCUAGGCCCCCACGGGGGUCAAAACCGUGGUGGUCGUAACCCUAAAGGCAGGGUUUCCACCAUGGAGACCAGCCCGGAGAGCCCAAACCGGGCAGUGGAGUACCUGCUGGAGCUCAACAACAUCAUUGAGAGUCAGGCCAAGCUCCUGGAGACCCAGCGCCGCCGCAUUGAGGAGCUGGAAGGCCAGCUGGACCGGGUCAGCCAGGAGAACCAGGACCUGAAGCAGGAACGCAGCCCACACGGGGCUGGCUUGGAAACCCCUGAGCAGAACCACAACCACAGCCAGCCGCUGACCCUGCCCAUCCAUCACGGAGGCGGGAGCGGCGGGAACAGUGGUGCCUCUGCGCCUCAGGCGUCGGCUGGGACGGCUACAACUCCAGGGCCCAGCAGGGAGAGGAGGAGCCACACCAGGCUGACCCGAGGUCUCUCCUGCGGCUCCAACACCACCGAGCGAGACCGGCUCGAACGCACCGACAGCACGGACACCAACACCAGCUCCACCAUACGCAGAAAUGUGGAAGGGGACUCCCAGUGUCCAGACACUGGCACCCACAAAGACAGCUCAUUCAGCCAAACGCCUUACCUGCGUGGGUCCGAGCGCUACGCUGACAGCAGCAACAUCGCGCCCUCUGUGUCCCGGGACCCCUCGCACGUGUCCGUCUCCAGUUCAGCGAGCUUGGCCUGGGCACUGCGAACAAGACACCAACCUGCAAGUCUGGCCCUCCGCAAGCAAGAGGAAGAGGAGAACAAGAGAUGCAAGGCCCUGUCGGACAGCUAUGAACUCUCAACAGAUCUCCAGGAUAAGAAGGUGGAGAUGCUGGAAAGAAAAUAUGGAGGCUCCUUUGUAAGCCGCAGAGCCGCGAGGACCAUUCAGACUGCCUUCAGACAGUAUCGCAUGAACAAGAACUUUGAGCGCCUCCGGAGUUCGGCGUCGGAGAGUCGCAUGACGCGCCGCAUCAUCCUGUCCAACAUGAGGCUACAGUAUUCAUUUGAUGAGCGGCAGCCUCAGCAACAGGCCCAGACACAGACCAACUUCACCCACAGUGUGGCCAUAGGUCCUCCUCAUUCACCCGACCCGGACCGCCCGGGAGACUACACCCGCCUAGAGGACUCCUUUUCCAAACAGGUCAAGUCCUUAGCUGACUCCAUAGACGAUGCCCUCACCUGCCGCGCAGGACGCGAUGACUCCCAGGAGGGCAGCAGGGAAGGUGGAGGCAUCAGUGAAGACUUUGGGGAGUGUGUGUGGAGCAGCAGUAGCAACCCCUCCUCUCAACGAGGUUUGGGAGAACGGGCCAGGGGUGCAGGCGGAGGACUCAGUAUGCACGGUGACAGCACGGCCACCUCAUACAGUGACGUUACUCUUUACAUGGAUGACGGCAUGCCGUCGUCGCCGCUGUCCCUAGAUCGGGCGCCCAGCAGCACGGACACAGAAUACUGGGGUCCAGGCGGAGGUGUCGGAGGACGUGAGGACAGCAGGGACACUGAGGGAGGGGGCAGCAGUAACAGUCGGCGCAGCACCCCGUGUACUGAAUGCAGGGAUUAUCGUUUAAGAGGCGCACAUCUGCCUCUUCUUACUAUUGAGCCGCCCAGCGACAGCUCGGUGGACAUGAGUGACCGUUCAGAUCGAGGCUCCCUGAGCAGGCAGCUGGUCUACGAGCAGGAGUCUGGGGUAGGGGCUGGCUCCCCUCAGGGAACCCUCAAACACUCCCCCAACACAGGCGCCCGCCCUUCGUCCACAGCAGCUGCUCAGGGUCAGACCAGAGCCCCUGGCAGACCCAUACCAACACAUAUCCCUCACCAGGUGGCCGCACACCACCACCACCACCACCAUCCUAUCCACCACCAUCAGUACCCAGACACACCCUCGUCCUCCUCAUCCCCACAGCAACCCCCCACCACCCCUCUGUCCUCCUCCUCCUCUACAGCGCUGCCCUCCGGCGGUCUGGAGCAGCCGUGCUGCUCGGAUGGAGACAACGAUUCACUCAACUCCACCACCAACUCCAACGAGACGGUCAACUGCAGCUCUGGAUCCUCGUCUCAGGACAGCCUGCGGGAGCCUCUGCCCCCUCUGGGGAAGCAAACCUACCAGAGAGAGAGCCGUCACAGCUGGGACUCGCCGCCUUUUAACAGCGAUGUGGUGCAGAGACGCCAGUACCGCAUAGGUCUCAACCUCUUCAACAAGAAGCCAGAGAAAGGGAUCCAGUAUCUGAUAGAGAGAGGUUUUGUAUCGGACACUCCGGUCGGGAUUGCUCGCUUUAUCCUGGAGAGGAAGGGCCUCAGCAGGCAGAUGAUUGGGGAGUUCCUGGGAAACCGACAGAAACAAUUCAACAAAGAUGUCUUAGACUGUGUGGUGGAUGAGAUGGACUUCUCAGGUAUGGACCUGGAUGAUGCUCUCAGGAAAUUCCAGGCUCAGAUUAAAGUUCAAGGAGAAGCCCAAAAAGUGGAGAGGCUCAUUGAGGCUUUCAGUCAGAGAUACUGUGUGUGUAACCCGACCCUGGUUCGGCAGUUCCAGAACCCGGACACCAUCUUCAUUUUGGCUUUUGCCAUAAUCCUCCUCAACACAGACAUGUACAGUCCAAACGUCAAAGCUGAGAGGAAAAUGAAACUAGAGGACUUCAUCAAGAAUUUGAGAGGAGUUGACAACGGUCAGGAUAUACCCAGGGACCUGCUGGUUGGGAUCUACCAGCGGAUACAGAAAUGGGAGCUGCGGACCAACGACGACCAUGUGUCCCAAGUGCAGGCGGUAGAGAGAGUCAUUGUGGGAAAGAAACCUGUGCUGUCCCUUCCACAUCGUCGGCUGGUGUGUUGCUGCCAGCUGUACGAGGUCCCUGACCCCAACAGACCUCAGAGGACAGGAGUGCACCAGCGAGAGGUCUUCCUCUUUAACGACCUUCUGGUGGUGACCAAAAUAUUCCAGAAGAAGAAAACCUCAGUGACUUACAGUUUCAGACAAUCUUUUCCUUUGGUUGAGAUGCAAGUGCACAUGUUUCAGAACUCCUACUACCCUCAUGGUAUCCGUCUGACCUCAGCGGUCCUGGGCGGGGAGAGGAAGGUUCUUAUCGUCUUUAUGGCACCCAGUCAACAGGACCGCACCCGCUUUGUGAGCGACCUCAGGGAGAGUGUUGCUGAAGUGCAGGAGAUGGAGAAAUACAGAGUUGAAUCUGAGUUGGAGAAGCAGAAAGGUGUGAUGCGGCCCAGUCUGCUCACUGGAGGAGUGGUUGGAGGAGGUGUAGGUUUGAAGAGCGACGUGGUGAAUGGCACCAUGGGAAGGACAAGUUUUGAUGACAACUGCGAGGGUCUCAAACGCUCAGGGCUCAGCUCUUCUCUCAGGGACCUAUCGGACACAGGGAAACGUGGUCGCAGCAACAGUGUUGGUUCUCUGGACAGUACCAUGGAAGGCUCCAUCAUUAACAGUCCUCAGCCUCAUCAGCGCUACCCGAUGCCAGGUGUGAUGCCUGGCUGCUAUGGAACAGAAGACUUCCGGCCCCACCGCCCCAUCCUGAGCCCCGGAACGGGGGUGGGGGGUGGGCCGGGGCAGCAACAUACCACUGCUGGGACAGGAGUUGGGGGAGUCUCCAGCAGUGUAGAGAGAACAGGAGUGGGGAGUGGCCCUGGGGGGAGCAGCAGCAACAACAACAGCAGCUCUUUCCUGGGAUCCCUUUUCGGCAGCAAACGCGCCAAGCCACCAGGCCCUCUUAUUCCACCGGGGCCACCCUUCCCCGCGCCUGUCCCCCCACCGACUACAGGAGGGCCCCCUCCUCUCUCCCCUUCAUCUCUGUGCCAGAUGGACGGGGGACCCUCCAAGAUCCAGGCAUUGCACGCACAGUACUGUCACGUGGGAGCCGUGCAGCCUCCACCACCUUACUACCAUCACCAUCGUUACCACGUCCAAACUGUCCCUCCUCCACUGCAAGGUAUGGUUCCUCAUACUAUACAGCGAGGCCCACUACCCUGUCGGCCACCGCUUGGCCCCCCACAUACUCAGCACCCGCAGCUGGCCCAUCUCUCCCAGCUUUCCCAGCAUGGCCUUGCGGGUCGUUACACCAACAUGGUGGUGGGGUGUCCCCCCCCCCUUUCUCCUCUCUCCCAACAUUCCCAGAACCCACAGUUCGCCCUGUACCACGCGCAGCCCACACACUCUAUCAGAGGGGGCGGCGGCCCUGGUACCAAACUACCAUUAACCCUGUCUCACUCCCACCCGCACCCACACGCACACUCCCAAACCCACCCCGGACACGUUCACACGCCACACCCAGGCAGCCACUCCACCCACCAAACACACUUUAUAUUCGGCACUCUGCCCCACAACCUACCGUCCGCUACCGUCAAUGCACAUCACGCUGCCACCGCCGCCCCGUAUCUGCCCCAGUACCCUCCUCUCUCUUCCAUCCCCCCUCCCCCACCACACUCCCCUUUACCCCCCCCUUCGUCCCCCCUUACCCCUCUUACACCACUCUCCCCUCACCCCCCCCAGCACCCCGUGCAGCCUCAGCAGGGGCCGCAGGUGACGGGGGCUGGAGCGACAGGUACAGGGGGCAACAGCUCCAAAUCCAAACCUAUCAACCGGAUAAGCACCGUGGUGUGAGCAGAGUGUCGGGACCCAGGGGUCACAGGUCAGAUUACAGAGUGGAGGAGGUUGGCAGAGCAAGAGCCAGAUCCAAGUCUGCCAGGACAGAAAGUAACAGCAGCAGCGCGAGUGACAAGAGGAAACGCAGUUUGCUUCGUCUCUGUUACUUUCACCUCCGUUUCCCACACAUGUAGAUGGACACAUAAAGCACAGCAAGAGUUAGAAUAGCAUGUGCACACAUCAGUGGAACCUGCACACAGAUAUGGACAAACACUCCUCACAUUUCUGCACAUAAUGUCAAAGAAAGUCUAUAGCCAUAUAAUUUAAGAUGAAUCUAAAUCUAUAUCUAAGUAUAUUGCCUCAGUUUAAAAUGUUUCAAGUCUUGUUAAGUCUAAUUGAGACUAUAUUCAUGUAAAGUACCAAAAUGUGAUAAUGUGACACUGGAAAUACAGAGACCAUAUAUGUUGAGCUGCUUACAUGGGGAUGUAAAUAAAGACUAAACCCACUGACUGCAUUUCAACGCAGUUUGCCACUGAGAAAAGCAGAGAGUUGCAAAAAAUGUCCUUUGACUUUGCAAUAAUUUUCCUGGCUUCAUGAUGUCUCCGUCUAUUCUUGCAGGUUCUGCUUUGCUGAUAGGCAUCUUUUUUUUUUUUUUUUUCCAAAAAAAAAAAAAGAACCUCAGAUAUGUUGCUUUGUCUUAAACUUCUAAAACCAGUGCACGGUUUCCUGACAGUCUUUUUGCUUAAUGGUCUUUUACAUGUCAACAGGAUCCACCUGGCUUUAUAAUGCAUUCCUUGUGGGUUAUGGGAAAUUAAUGAUACAAUCAAUCAUAUAUUUUGAAUGUUUCUGAAGCUUUUUGCUGUUUUAUCGAUAUUAUAAUACCUGCUAUGAGUAUGAUGAAUAUUGUCCAAUAUUUGUUUUGAUCAGUGAUUAAUUAUAUCAGCAGAUGUUCGUACAUGGUUAUAGAGAGUAUAUGCACAUAUAAAUUCCCUCAGUUUGCCACAGCCACCAGAGGGUGUUCCGAUAUGUGAAGUGUGAUUUAUUUCCAUAGUACCAUGGUUCCCAUUACUUCAUCUUUUUAAUUAUUAGUAUUAUUGAUUGUUCAAAAUAAUGACUGGGGUUUUGUUUUGUUUAAGUUGAUUUGAACACCAACAUUAUUCCUCCUUUUCUGUUUUGUUUGAUGUGAGCAAUAGGCACAAUCUCUUAAAUGGGGCAAUUAACAGAACUUGAAUUUACAAUGGAUCUGAGUUUACUGUUUAAUUUAUGACAUUUUUGAGGCUCGUAGUCUUGGAAAAGGGCUUUUAUUAGGGUUGUGGAAAUUGAGAAAAAGGCCCUUGAUAAUGCCAUUUCUUCAUCACUAUACAGCAUCGAUGCUCACCUCUUUGCAGCAAUGAGAUUUUGUCAUUUUUUCUGUUUUGAAGAAGCACGUUUUUGUUUUUUUUACAUGAGGUUUUGUGGUUUUGCACAUGUGAUGUCAUAAGUCAGAAAUGGCCUUCUUAUCCUCCCUCUUCAGCCACUUUUAAAGAUAUCGUAUAACAUCAGUGCUGUUGAGCGCUUAUUGUUUAAACACAUUAAAAAAAAGUCAAGAAUGUUAAAAAAAAAAAAACCUGCAGGUUCAUUCUUUUUUUCUAUGAUGCCCCUUUUGCUACAGUAUUUUUUGAGGUUGUGACUGAGUACUGAUGCCAUCGGUGCCAUUCAUCCCAAAGGGAAAACUACAUGUAUUUCUGAUUUUAGGGGAGAAAGAAUGGCUGUUGAGAAAUAAAAAAAGUCAGAGGAACAAGCUACCCAAAAAGAUGUCAAAGUUGAACGAGAUCUGAAUCCUCUAGAAAGGAUUUCAAGGAGGUUUGGAGAUAGUCAAGAAUGUCAGAUGAAGAUUUUAAAAGUAUGUGUUGGCUAGCCUUUCUUUUUAAGUGUGUCUUUUUUGGCUCUUCUUGCAUGAAUAUAUCUGCACUUAUUGAAUAGAUUGUAUUGUAUAAACCUGAAUGUACAGAAUAUACUAUACAUAGGCUUCUUAUCAUAACUAUGGGAUGAACACUUCCCAUUCUGUAUUCAGGUGUGUGCAUGUGAGUGCCACUAAGUGUGUACAUAACAAAGGGGGAGGGGGGGGGGGGGUGCAGAGGUGAUGUUGGCCAAAAGAAUUAUUGACUUUUUUUUCGUUUCUUAUUAUUUAAGACUGAAGGUGAGAGAAUGAGUUUUUGUGCUAUAAAUUGAAGCCUAAAAAGUGUAUACGUCAGUGCACUUAUUGAUAUCAUUUAAAACAAAUGAUUUCAAUUUUUCCUUUGUGUAUGUAUUAUGUGUACUGAAAGAAUAGAGAACUGAGAUGUGAAUAUUUAUUGCUUCUGAUAAAUUAAAGUGUCCUUGCAGUG